Messenger RNA from Cyprinodon tularosa, 3330 nucleotides. RefSeq names its product inactive dipeptidyl peptidase 10-like. The coding region runs from base 262 to 2661 and encodes 799 amino acids. The record is from RefSeq and is a predicted model, not a curated record. Lineage: Eukaryota; Metazoa; Chordata; Actinopteri; Cyprinodontiformes; Cyprinodontidae. Gene Ontology annotation, biological process: proteolysis. Gene Ontology annotation, molecular function: dipeptidyl-peptidase activity; serine-type peptidase activity. The transcript has 26 exons.
CAGGCUGCCUCCUGCAGCCUCUCAGAGCAGCAGCACCUCCUCUAUGAAGUGAGACCUUCUUCUCCGUCGCUUCCAGAACCAGCGCGUCAGAAACUCUCCUCCUUUCUCCCGGAGGUUCUGCUCCGGUUCUGCUCCGCGGUUCCGAUCACCUCCCGUCGUGACGGACUCUUCGCUCCUUCUGCAGUCGAACCGGGUUCGGUUCUCCGCCGGAUUUAGGAGACCCGGUUCUGGAUUGGACCAAGUUCCUCCUGGACUUUCAGCAUGACGGCCACGAAGGAGCAGCAGAACCAGAACCAGAACCAGAGACCGAACCAGCCGCAGCAGGAGGAGGACCUGGGCGGGGUGAGCCCCCCUCAGAGGAACUGGAAGGGGAUCGCCAUCGCCUUGCUGGUCAUCCUGGUGGUCUGCUCCAUGAUCACCAUGUCCGUCAUCCUCCUAACGCCAGCCGACAGCCAAGCUGGAAGCGACACCAAACUGACUGUGGAGGACUUGUUCAGAGCUGAGUUCCAGGUUCACGACCCGGAGGCCAAGUGGAUCAACGAUUCUGAGGUCAUCUACAGGAACAGCGACGGCCACGUCAUCAAGUUCAACAUCAUCACCAAUGAGACUGACAUAAUCGUGACAAACACUACCUUUGUGAACUUCAACGUGGAGAAGUACUCCGUGUCUCCUGACCUGAAGUACGUUCUGUUUGCCUACGAUGUGAAGCAGGUCUACCGUCACUCCUACAUGGCCUCCUACAGCAUCUACAACAUCCACACACGGGAGGUGUGGGAGCUGGAUCCUCCAGAGGUGGUGAAUUCAGUCCUGCAGUUUGCUGCCUGGGGAGUCACAGGCCAACAGCUGAUCUACAUCUUUGAAAACAACAUCUAUUAUCGAUCUCACGUGAAGAGCAACUCUCUGCGUCUGACGUCUUCAGGGAAGGAAGGAGUCAUCUUCAACGGGAUCGCCGACUGGCUCUACGAAGAGGAGAUCCUGCAGACCCACGUGGCCCACUGGUGGUCCCCGGAUGGGGAGCGGUUGGCUUUCCUGGUCCUCAACGACACUCUGGUCCCAAACAUGGUUCUGGCCCGCUUUACUGGUGCAGCGUACCCCAAACAGAAGCAGUACCCCUACCCCAAGGCGGGCCAACCCAACCCAACCGUCAAGCUCUUGGUGGUGAAUAUCUACGGACCGACCCACACGUUGGAGCUGAUGCCGCCAGAGACGCUGAGGCUGCGGGAACAUUAUGUGACGAUGGUCAAAUGGAUCAGCAAGACCAGGACGGCGGUGAGGUGGCUGAACCGGGCCCAGAACGUCUCCAUCCUGACCGUGUGCGACACCACCACCGGAGCUUGCGUGACGAGACAUGAGGAAAGCUCCGAUCUCUGGCUCUCCAAACAGAACCAAGAGCCCGUGUUCUCCAAAGAUGGUGAGCGCUUCUUCCUGACCGUCCCCGUCAAACAGGGAGGACGGGGAGAGUUCCACCACAUCGCCAUGUUCACCACACAGUUCAGAGCAGAUCAGAACGAGGUCCGACAUCUGACCUCCGGGAACUGGGAGGUGACCAGGAUCAUCGCCUACGACGAGAACACAGAGAACCUGUAUUUCCUGAGUACCGAGGGAUCACCACGGAGACGGCAGCUUUACAGCGUUAAAACUGUGGGUCUGUUCCCACGGAGAUGUCUGACCUGUGAGCUCAGCAAAGCUCACUGUCUGUACUUCCACGCUGACAUCAGCCCCUGCAAGCAGCAUGUUCUGCUCCACUGUAAAGGUCCAGGGGCUCCGACUGUGAUCCUUCACAGCCUCAACAACUCAGAUUACUACAUCCUGGAGAACAACUCUGUGCUUAAGGCCGUUCUGAAGUACAAAAGGAUCCAGCUGAUGGACUUCAGAUCCGUCCCGGUCGAGCAUUUUGAUCUACCUCUCCAGGUCGCCUAUCCUCCGGACUUCUCAGAGUCCCGUCACUACGGACUACUGCUGAUGAUUGACGGCGCCCCCGGUGGUCAGUCUGUGAGUGACCGGUUCUCCCUGGGCUGGGACUCGGUGCUGGUCAGCUCCGACAGCGUCAUCGUGGCCCGUUUGGACGGCCGGGGCAGCGGCUUCCAGGGUCAGAGGAUCCUGCAUGAGGUCCACCAGAGGCUGGGAACCGUGGACGUCCAGGACCAGCUGGCUGCAGUGGAAUACAUGAUGAACUUUCCCUACAUCGAUCGGACCCGGAUAGCCGUGUUCGGAAAGGGCUACGGAGCCUACCUGGCGCUGAUGAUGCUGAAGUCCACAGAUGGCCUGUUUAAAUGCGCCUCCGCCAUGUCGCCGGUAACGGACUGGAAGCUCUACGCGUCGGCGUUCUCCGAGCGGUACCUGGGCGUGCCGUUCCGGGAUGACACCAGGUACCAGGGGUCCAGCUUGCUGCAGAACGUCCAGGCCCUCAGGGAGCAGACGCUGAUGCUGGUUCACGCCACAGCAGAUGCCAACAUCCACUUCCAGCACACCGCUGAGCUGGUCAAGAACCUGGUGAAGGUUGGAGCCAACUACUCCAUGCAGAUCUACCCUGAUGAAGGUCACUUCCUGUCCCGGCAAAGCCGCCAGCACCUCUACGCCACACUGAGCAGCUUCUACAGGGAAUGUCUGAAGGAGGAGCUUCUACCGCUGCCUGAGGAAGAGGAGGAGGAGGAGGAGUAGGCCUGCAGAUCUGAAGCCAGUACAGUGUGGACCACGUCUUUAGUUGGAUUCGGACGCAGUGACGGAGCUGCUGCGGCUCCUCCAGGGGAAGGAGCACCUCGUUGUAAAAAUAUGUUGAAGGACACUUCAGAGACACUGCUCAGGCAGCAGGAGUCCACUGCUGUCCAGCAUCUACCUAUCCUAGAUCUGGGACGCUCACGUUCUAAGCAAAGCACACAGAGAACUUCCUCAGUUUGUUCCAGGUUCUUUAGACUGCAGCAUCCACACCUUCUCCACGUUGCUCUCCUGAAGCUCAGGACCAACAUCUCACCAUCACAUCAGGUCACUGGCUGGAGGUCAGAGCUUCCUCCAGCUGACAGCACCACCCAACAGGAACAGGAACAUCUCAUCCUCCUGGAGGCUCCAGUAGAACGGUUCUGACCCGCUUAGAUCCAGUAAAGGGACAGUUCCCCUGCUUUCAUCUGGGUUCUGUGAAGCAUGAAAGUUUGUGGUGAGAAAUCAGGAAAGAACUCGAUUUAAACAGGAAGUGGAACUCCUGCCCAGACGUCAGGAGAUUCUACUGGUUUGGACUACUGGACCCAGAACCAAACGCCUCCGUUCUGUUGGACCCAGAAUGUUUGCUGAUGUGACGUAAAUAAAUGAUUUCUGGACGAUUCUUCAUGACGCAAA